AUGGAGGAAACGGUAGCCGGGGCGGGUAGGGUCUGCAGAGCAGGAUCUAUGGGCGCGGUGAAGUCGUACGUCGUCUCGGUCUUGAUGCUGGAUGCGGUCGAAGAGAGGGAUGGAUCGAGGGGCGAGUGCGAGGUGGUCACGGGAGGGUUGUACGAGCUCGGCAGGACGGCCGGCUGGGCGCCGUAG
Colletotrichum spaethianum is the source of this 186-nucleotide messenger RNA. RefSeq lists its product as uncharacterized. Lineage: Eukaryota; Fungi; Ascomycota; Sordariomycetes; Glomerellales; Glomerellaceae. The record is from RefSeq and is a predicted model, not a curated record. Bases 1 to 186 code for a protein of 61 amino acids. The transcript has a single exon.